AUGUCCGAGUUUGUUGUCUAUGAAGAUACCCCCUUUGCAGAAUACUUGUCAUCUAUCGAAAGCCAAGAAUCCACCGUGAGACUCCCGACAUUACAGCUUGACAGCAACCCAUUAGACCUCGAUGCAUCGUCAACGUGGAUACCACAAUCACUCCAGAUGCCUCGGUGGACAAACACGCUAUAUCAUUAUUGGCGUAGAUCACUCUUCCAUGACACCUUCUCCAUUAGUCUACCGAUAGCUGAGGAGAACGAGUUUGAGGAAAAGUUCAAGUAUCUCAUCGCUACAUCACCCUUGCUCAGUGAAGUCUUAUCUGUACACAAUGCAAACAAGAGCAACAAGCAACGCACAACACAGCAUAUGACAACCACGACUGAUUAUUCAACAAUGGCAACAAAGGCAUCACGCGCAGGGGUCGUUGGCACGGUCACCACUAUGACGGGUUGCAUGAUGGCUUUGGGCAUAGAAGCAUUCAAGUUACGCCAUCAAUUGAGACAACAAUCACAACCUGCCAAACUCUUCCUCGGCACACCCGUUGUAUCAAUGACAAUGAUGUUGACAAGCAGCAUGUCCGCUUUCUUUGGUUAUCGACACAUGCGACGCUCUGGUAUUCGACACUUGUAUCGUACAGCACUCAAUACAUUACAGACAUUGAUGGAACAAUGCGAGAUGCUCGACAACAAAGUACAUCGUGCGCUCAUCACUAUCCAAGAAAUCGAAUUGGUAUCACGUGGAUAUCGUUUAUCAUUACCACUAUCACCCAUCUCACGUAUUGAACAAUCGAGCCGUUCUCGCCGUUGCGUCGUUUUGAGGAAUCGUUUGGGUGCCGUGCUUCGACGUGCUUUUAUUAUAUAUGAGGAAGCUAUCAUUGAUCUGAUCGACCACGUGAAUAAGAGCAACUUAUCGCGGCUGUAUGACAUGUACAAUAUUCGCUCGAUCGCAUCGUUAUCGGCUCUGGAUCGGAUGGAUGAUGAUAAUAGUGAAGAAGGCGGCAUUUGUCUUGAUCGAUUACGCGCCCUUGCACAGCUUAUGCACGCCAAACGACGAGAAUGCAUGAUGCAGCUAUUGGCCUUGGAUAUUGUUACCGAUGAGCAUGAUUCUUUGCGUUUGGAUUAUGAACGUGGAUGGCGUGGUGUCAAUGCUGUUCUGGCCAAAGUGACGGAGGAUACAAAGCAAUUCGUAAAUGAUAUUACGCAUGCAUUGGAGAAUGAAUUAUAUAAACCAACAGCCAAGGAUAAUCGGCAACAGCUAGUGAAUAGCAAUACGGUGCAAGAUGGAAGAUUACGACCUUUUGUGCAUCGAUUGGCGUCUUUGGAUCAGCAGAUGCGUACCGUUGAAGCCAAGUUUUAUCUCUGCAAUGAUGAUAUUCGACAACUCACACAACAAGGGGAUUCGACAUCUUUGGAAGAGCUACGUGAACGACUGAAGCGGGAAUACCUUUCAAUCGAACAAGAUUUCAAUCAAAUGGUUGUCGAAUGGGAGGCUGGAAGAGAUGCUUUGGUGAAUUUCCUUGAUCCACCCGACCUUGAUCCUUCACCGUCAUCUUCUGUAUCAUCACCAACAACAUCCCAGAAAGAAGACGACUCAUUAUCGGUCACCUCUCCUUCAACCAAUCCACAAAAGGUGGUCGAUUCUGAGGACAAUGGAUUACUUGAACUCCCACUUCCAGCACGAGCAUCAGUAUUCGAAGCCGUCGCCGAGACCAUUGAACGCAAUACCACUGAAAGACCCAAAAAGAGUCGCGCACAAAGAAUCGCCGAGAUGAAAGCCAAGCGUGAACAGGAGGCACGUGACAAAGCUUCCAAGAUGGAUCCAAAGACGAUGGUACAUGAACUCAAAGACGUGCUUGACAGAAGAGUCAACGAGUUUGGGCUGGAACCGGAAACCAAGCCUGAACCUCCUGCCGACAUGUAG
Messenger RNA from Lichtheimia ornata, 1911 nucleotides. RefSeq lists its product as uncharacterized. Gene Ontology annotation, cellular component: plasma membrane. Gene Ontology annotation, molecular function: myosin binding. The record is from RefSeq and is a predicted model, not a curated record. NCBI's taxonomy places the organism in Eukaryota, Fungi, Mucoromycota, Mucoromycetes, Mucorales, Lichtheimiaceae. Bases 1 to 1911 code for a protein of 636 amino acids. Gene Ontology annotation, biological process: cell-cell adhesion. The transcript is spliced from 7 exons.